Messenger RNA from Penicillium lagena, 849 nucleotides. Its product is annotated as COG1/VPS51 family protein. The record is from RefSeq and is a predicted model, not a curated record. The transcript has a single exon. The coding region runs from base 1 to 849 and encodes 282 amino acids. Gene Ontology annotation, biological process: retrograde transport, endosome to Golgi; Golgi organization; Golgi vesicle transport. NCBI's taxonomy places the organism in Eukaryota, Fungi, Ascomycota, Eurotiomycetes, Eurotiales, Aspergillaceae. Gene Ontology annotation, cellular component: GARP complex; EARP complex; membrane.
AUGUCGACGAUCUCCUCACCCCGUCAAUCCGUCGCUUCUUCGCCCGCCCCGUCAGCUCGCCCAUCUCUCGAUGCCUUAAAUACCAACCUUAACAACCUCAGCGCCCCGUCCACCCCAACGGGACGUGCGGUUUCACCCUCCUCCCUCCACCCGCGGCGCAACCGCUCCGCUCUGCGCGACUACUACAACCUCAAACCACCAGCCGCCGAGCCGGCCCCUCGGUCGCAGAGUGUGCCACGCAAUACAGAUGCAGGCGACAUCUCCAACCCCUCGUCGCUGACCUCGGGAACAGAGCUCGACAACGCGGACUUUGAUCCCCAGCGCUAUGUCGACCACCUGCUCUCCACGUCAUCGCUGUCGACUAUUCUGAAAGCUGAAAAUACAUUAGUGGGAGACAUCCGCACACUGGACGGAGAGCGCAAGGCCCUCGUGUACGACAAUUACUCGAAGCUGAUCCGCGCCGUCGAGACGAUUGGCAAGAUGCGGAAGAGCAUGGAUGACCGCGGUGCGCCGCUGACUAUGACCAAGACUCUUGGCCCAGCGAUUGCGUUUGUGGCGGAGACGGCGAGUGGGUUGAUUAAGGAGGGCGAGGAGCAGCGGCGGCAGAUGAAGGCCGCUAAGGGGGAAGAGCAGGCGGGGGAUCAGAGACCGGAGAAGGAGACUGUCAUGUGGGUUCUUGGGGCUCCGGCGAGACUGGAGAAGUUGCUGGUUGAGGAUAAGCGGGAGGAGGCUGCGGAGGACUGGAGGGAGGUUCAGACGCUUCUUGAUGCCUGGGGCGACGUGAAGGGGGUUGCUGAAGUGCGGGAGGCCUGCGAAGGCGUCAUCAAUUGGACGAGCCAUGAUGACUGA